AUGUCUGAAUCUACAGAGUUUUUCUGUCGUAUUCCUAAAUCGAUAGAGCUAUUUCAAGAUUUUGAAGAAAUAACUCCAAUAAAACCAUCAGAAGAAUGUAGAUCAGCAUUAUAUUCAAAUAAUGGUCAAUUUUUUGCAUACACACAACCAAAUGAAGUUAUAAUAUUAGACACUACAACAAAAGCUACAAUAUAUCAUAAAAUUGAAAUAUCAGAAAUUUUUGAUUUAAAUUUUUCACCAAAAGGUUCAUUUUUAUGUCUUUGGGGAAAACCCAUUCAAUUAAAUAAAGAAAAUGGUACAUGGAAUAAUAAUUUAAAAAUUUUUAAUUUGAAAACCAAAACAAUAAUAGCUGAAUGGAGUUCAAAACAUCAAAAUGGUUGGAAACCUCAAUUUACAAGUGAAGAAACUUUAUUUUGUAAAAAUUUAAAUAAUAAAGAAAUUCAAUUUUUUGAAAUUAAAAAUGAUUUAAAUUCAACUAUAAAUAUAAAUCAACCAAAUUAUAAAUUUAAAUUAGAUGAUUCAAAAGCUACGUUUCAAAAUUUUAAAAUUUCACCUGGAAAAAAUCCAUCAAUUGCUAUAUUUAUACCUGAAAAAGGUUCAUUACCAGCUUCUAUUUCAAUAUAUGAAUUAAAUAAUUUUAAAAAUCCAAUAUGUUUUAAAAAAUUUUUUAAAGCUGAAAAAUGUGAUAUAAAAUGGAAUUCAUUAGGUACUGCAUUAUUAGCAUUAGCUUCAACAGAUCAUGAUACAACUAACAAAUCAUAUUACGGAGAAUCAAAUUUAUAUUUAUUAGGUAUAGCAGGUGCUUAUAAUUCAAGAAUUGAUUUAACUAAAGAAGGUCCAAUACAUGAUAUUACUUGGUCACCAAGUGCAAGAGAAUUUGCGGUAUCAUAUGGUUAUAUGCCAGCAGAAACUACAUUUUUUGAUGCAAGAGGUAAUUCAAUACAUUCAUUGCCAACAGCUUCAAGAAAUACUAUAUUAUAUUCACCACAUGCUAAAUUUGUAUUAGUUGCAGGAUUUGGAAAUUUACAAGGUACUGUUGAUGUUUAUGAUCGUCAAAAUAAAUUUUCAAAAUUAAUUACUUUUGAAGCUUCAAAUACUUCAGUAUGUGAAUGGUCACCAUGUGGUAGAUUUAUAUUAACUGCUACAACUAGUCCAAGAUUAAGAGUAGAUAAUGGGUUAAAAAUUUGGCAUGCAAGUGGUAAAUUAAUUUAUCUAAAAGAAUUUUCUGAAUUAUAUUCAAUAAGUUGGAAACCUCAAGAUUUACUGAAAUUUCCACCCUUAAGAAAUUUAGAACCUGCACCAGAACCUCAUAAAUCAGCUAGUGAAUAUAUAGCAAAACGAGAAGCUAUAGCAAAUGCCGCAUCAAAAAAACCAGCAGGUGCUUAUCGUCCACCUCAUGCUAGAGGUAGUAUUAAUUCAAAUACAUCAACUACAUUAUAUCAAAAGGAAAUGGAAUCUAAUUUAAAAAAUGGUGGUACAACACAAACUCCACCACCACCAGGUUUAUCUAAACCAAGAGUAAGAACCGUAGUUGGAGCAGCACCAGUUGUAGAAAAAGAAAGUAAAGCAGCUGCUAAAAAUAGAAAAAAAAGAGAAGCUAAAAAGAAAGAUCAAUCACCAAUUCCAUCAUCAACAUCUUCAUCAACUCCAUCAGCUACACAAUCUCAAUCUCAAUCACAAUCUCAAUCACAAUCACAACAAAAAGAUGAUGAAUUAUUAUCAGGUGGUUCUGUAUUAGGUGGUAUAGCUUCAUUAGAAGAAAAAAAAAUUAGACUGCUUUUAAAAAAAUUAAGAGCUAUUGAACAAUUAAAAAUGAAACAAGCUGGAGGAGAAAUAUUAGAAGAUACUCAAAUUAUAAAAAUUUCAAAAGAAGAUGAAAUUAGAAAUGAUUUACAAGCUUUAGGAUGGGAUGAAUAA
Messenger RNA from Lodderomyces jiufengensis, 1917 nucleotides. RefSeq lists its product as uncharacterized. Lineage: Eukaryota; Fungi; Ascomycota; Pichiomycetes; Serinales; Debaryomycetaceae. Gene Ontology annotation, molecular function: protein binding; mRNA binding; ribosome binding. The record is from RefSeq and is a predicted model, not a curated record. The transcript has 2 exons. Bases 1 to 1917 code for a protein of 638 amino acids. Gene Ontology annotation, biological process: translational initiation. Gene Ontology annotation, cellular component: cytosolic small ribosomal subunit.